AUUAAAUAACGCUUAUUCUAAUUUUUAAGACUAUAGCCUUCAAUAUAGUCAGCAAUACUUGUAACAUUUCAAAUGAUUCUGAUUUCGCACAGUGAUCAGAACAGAAGACUUCUGUAUUGAAACACGCCCUGUCGAUGGUAAAUUUUAAGUGGUUAAAAUAUGGUGGUAAUGUGUGUAGAUGUACGGUUGUAAGCAAGCGAAAUUUCAGUAUAUUAGAAGAGAAGGUAGUUUUGUGUGUUGGUGGUGAUAAUUGUCUGCGGUAAUAAUUAAGGCGUUGUGUUGUGCUUUUGAAAUUUAAGACGUUGUUGAAGUGGCAUGCAGUCUCAAUAACCUCGAAGCGAUUCGAAGUGUUGGCAUAGUACACAGAACACGUUGUAAUAUUUACAACAAAACAUGUCGAAUGGAGCAACGCCGAAGAAGAUUAAGAAACUGGAAGUGGCUGGGGCAUCAGGAGACGCCGAUGAAAGUAGGGAUUACGAUGCCGAAACUCAGAAAGCUUUAGAAGAAAUAGAUGCUUGCCAAAAUGAAAUUGAUGCACUGAAUGAGAAAGCAAGCGAGGAAAUUCUAGUUGUCGAACAGAAAUAUAACAAACUAAGAAAACCCUACUUUGAUAAGAGGAAUGAUAUAAUCAAGAGGAUACCGAAUUUCUGGGUAACUGCUUUUGUAAAUCAUCCACAGAUAUCAGCUAUUCUUGAUGAGGAUGAAGAAGAUUGCCUACAUUACUUAACGAAAUUAGAAGUGGAGGAAUUUGAUGAUAUAAAGUCUGGGUACAGAAUCAAUUUUAAUUUUGAGGAAAACCCAUAUUUUGAGAAUGAUGUUCUAACAAAAGAAUUUCAUUUGGGAUCAUCUGGUGACCCAGCUUCUCAGAGCACAUCAGUUCGCUGGAAAGAAGGAAAUGAUUUAUCAAAAAAAAUUAAGGAUAAAAGUGGUGGAAAGGGAAGGAAGAGAUUCUUGGAGCAGAAGACACUCUUCAGUUGGUUAAGUGAUCAUGCAGAUCCAUCUGCAGAUGAUAUUGCAGAAGUUAUAAAGGAUGAUAUGUGGCCAAAUCCUCUACAGUACUAUCUUGUACCUGACAUUGAGGUAGAAAAUGGUGUAGAAGGGGAAGAUGAUGGUAGCGAGGAUGAAGACGAUGCAGAUCUCGCAGAAGUGGAGGAGGAGGAGGAGGACAUUGAGGGUGAAGAAGGUGGUGAUGACAAUUUGGCAGAAGAAGAUGAUGAAGAUGUUGCUGAACAGGAAGAUGAUGAAGGUGGGGAUGACUGAAGUGCAGAAACAAGAAGGCAUAAAGCAAAACCAGAAAGUUGAAUUUGUGAAAUGCUACAAAUGCUGAAGAAAAAUAUAGACUGUACAGUAUGAAUGCAACAUAACCAGUUAUCCUACAGUUGUGAUGGAAUGUUUCAGGGAAAGUAAUGUAACGUGAAGAGAUGGGAAUGGCAGUUUCAGAGUUAAAGUGAGCAGUUAAUAUUUCUAAGUAUUAUCUUCAUUCAACAUUGUAAACAUAGUCUGUCACUCAGCUGAGUAGAAGUUAGAUAACAAAAGUGGUAAAUGUAAGGUUAUGAGUAAGAAAAUUGUAAUAUGUUUUCUUUUCCUAGGUAAUGUUGAGUAAGACUGGAUUGCCAUCAUGGCAGUAACACAUUGGCAGCAUGAUUUUGAGUUUUUUUACCCAGUGACUCCUAUUUUUAUUGGUAUGUUUAAGGAUCUGUGAAGUUAAAUUUACUGAGCUCACCUUUCUCAUUCUGAAUGAUUACAUGUUUUGGUAGUUGGGUGAUGCCAGAUCUUUGAAGUAAUUAUUCAUGGAAUGUGUUGUAAAACAUUUACAACUUGAUUUCAUCUAGUGAACAGAAAUAUUUCUACAUGUUUUGGGAGUAUUAGGGACAGUGAAGAUGACCUAUCGCAUGUAGAAUUGUGUCACAUUUUGUGUUAGUUGUAUAUGUAUUAAUCAAUAGAUUAUAAUAGUCACCAGUUUUAAGGUAAUACUAUCUUAGAAUUUACUUGAAUGUUGAGGAAAAUACUAAUUAAAGACUUGGUUAUUGUUAAGGUGAUAGGUUAGAGUGUGGUUAAUCAGAUAAGAGCUUGUGUGUGUUGAAAGCGAGUCUUUCUUUAGACUUUUUCAGACUAAAGAUGUUUAAUUUUAAAUGUUCAACACAAUAGUUCUAGUGAGCCCUGUCAUUGGCAUACCAUAAAUGUAUAAAAUAUGAGAUCUGAAGUUUUCAUGGCAGUGAAGGUUUAUAUUGUAGUUCUUGGUGUUAUGACACAGGAAUAUUGGAGGUGGGUAGUGGGGUUCCUCUGAGAUGUUACCCACCUAUGAGACUAUAUGGUGUCAUAACCCAGAAGACUGCAGUAUGAGUUAUAAAUUGUAACAGAUUGUCAAGUUUGGCAUCACCUAGACUGAAAUGCUGUCCAUGAAGCGUCACAUGUUUUGUAUUUAAUAAAUGGAUUAUGUAUGGAAACAUGGAUCAUUUCUUAUUAGUAUAGUCUUAAAUAGCAGGUACAAGUUCCAAUAUUUGUAAUUUUUUUUAUAUCACUAUUACAUACAGAUUUUGUCCAUCAUGUGCAGUUGCACAUAUGUUGCAGGAUGUAUUGAUAUUGAAGUCACCAAAUUUCACCAUUGUUUUCUUGAAGCUUAAUGACUUAUUUUGUACAGAAUAACAAUGUUGUCAUCAAUAAAAGAUUUCAGUCUUUGUA
Molecule: messenger RNA, 2682 nt
Organism: Cryptotermes secundus
Lineage: Eukaryota; Metazoa; Arthropoda; Insecta; Blattodea; Kalotermitidae
Product: protein SET
Exons: 1
Coding region: 394-1260 (288 amino acids)
Biological process (GO): nucleosome assembly
Cellular component (GO): chromatin; nucleus
Molecular function (GO): chromatin binding; histone binding
Source: RefSeq, a predicted model, not a curated record